This is a messenger RNA of Trifolium pratense (red clover), 2005 nucleotides long. Its product is annotated as type IV inositol polyphosphate 5-phosphatase 6-like. Gene Ontology annotation, molecular function: phosphatidylinositol-3,4,5-trisphosphate 5-phosphatase activity; inositol-polyphosphate 5-phosphatase activity; phosphatidylinositol-4,5-bisphosphate 5-phosphatase activity. The record is from RefSeq and is a predicted model, not a curated record. The coding region runs from base 323 to 1621 and encodes 432 amino acids. The transcript is spliced from 7 exons. Gene Ontology annotation, biological process: phosphatidylinositol dephosphorylation. NCBI's taxonomy places the organism in Eukaryota, Viridiplantae, Streptophyta, Magnoliopsida, Fabales, Fabaceae.
UGUUUCAUUCAAACUUUUGUGUAUUUAAGCUUCUAUUUUUUUUGGCUUAAAAUAUGUGUCCCUUAUUUCCCUCUCUUGUGUUCAACGCUCAAAGAACCAACCAACCAACCUCUUCUUAAGCUAUACUUUGUUUUGUCACUUCUUUUUGUUACUAUAAGGCGAUUAACACUAUGAUACAUUUACAACAUAUCAAAUCAUCUUUCAUCAUACACAAUUAUAUGUAAAUAAUUUUUAGAUGUGAUGUUACCUUUUUUCCUUCUUGUCAUAGAUAUUGGAAUCAAACCUUGAUAUAUAAUAUCAUCUUUCUAAAAUCUUAUAAGCUAUGGAGUUGAAGAACCAAAAAUCAAGAUAUAAGAGGCUAUGUAAUUGGUUCACCAACAAGCAAAAGGAAAAUAAACCAUCAAAUAGUUUACAUGAAAUAGAAGAAGAUGAGAGUUAUGAAUAUGGAGGAAAUGUUUCCCUUCAGUCAAUGGAGUUUGAUUCAUGCAUUUCAACAAAUAAGCUAAGGAUCUUUGUUGGAACAUGGAAUGUUGCUGGAAGAUCUCCUGUAGGAAGCUUAGAUGUUGAUUUGGAUGAGUGGUUAAAUCUCAAGAGUUCUGCAGAUAUAUAUGUUCUUGGGUUUCAAGAGAUUGUACCAUUGAAGACCUCAACAGUAAUAGGAGCAGAGAAUCCAUCAGUUGCAACAAAUUGGAACAAUCUCAUAGGAAAAACACUAUCAAAUGAUGAAAAUUAUUACAAAAAAAUAGAAGGAAGCAACAAAAAAAAGUACAAGAUGGUAGCAAGUAAAAAAAUGGUUGGAGUAUUCAUAAGUGUGUGGUUAAAAGAACAAGUAUUAGAAAAAUACUGUGUUUCAAAUGUAAGAGUUUGUUCAGUUGCAUGUGGUGUUAUGGGAUAUUUAGGAAACAAAGGUUGUGUUGGAGUUAGUAUGUUAAUUGAAGGGACAAGUUUUUGUUUUGUUGUAGCACAUUUAGCUUCAGGGGAAAAGAAAGGUGAUGAAGGUAGAAGGAAUUAUCAAGUUCAAGAGAUUUUUAGAAGAACAUCUUUUCCUAGGACCACAAAAAUUCAUCAACAUCAUCCUCUAACAAUCUUAGGCCAUGAUCGAAUAUUUUGGUUUGGAGAUCUCAACUAUAGACUAUACUUGAAAGACCAUCUUGCUAGGCAUUUGAUAAGAAAGCAAGAUUGGAAGGCUUUGCAAGAGUUUGAUCAACUUCAAAAGGAGUUACAAGAAGGUGGAGUUUUUGAGGGUUGGAAAGAAGGUAACAUAGAAUUUGCUCCCACAUAUAAAUACUCAUCUUCCACUAGCAAUAUCUAUUGUGGUAGUGGCCUUCCAAGUAGAUCAGGGGAAAAACAAAGAACACCAGCAUGGUGUGAUAGAAUUCUAUGGUAUGGUAAAGGAGUAGAGCAACUUCAUUAUAUUAGAAGUGAAAGCAAAUUCUCUGAUCAUCGUCCUGUUUCAGCACUUUUCUCUACACAAAUUGAAAUCAAGUCAUCUAAUAGAGGACUUGUGGAAUUGGACAAUAUCCCUCCAACAAUGUUGCAUUCCAAUCAUGGAGUGAGCAAAGGAGAAGAAGAUGAAAACCCUACCUCAUUGUCAUUGUUAAUGAAGAAUGUACAAGGUUGAUAAUACAAGCCAUUAAACUUUAGAUUAAUAACCAUUAAAAAAAAACUGUAGAUUAUAACUAAGGAUGACAAAUAUUUACAGGCAAGUUAUUUCUUUGGUCAUUAGAAAAGGACAAAAAAAAUUAAAAAAAAAAAAAGAAGAAGAAAAAGGACAAAAAAUUGAUUUCCUAAAAUCCCAACACUUUUUGGAAAUCAGAAUUUUUAAAAGGUUAGGAUUAGACUGGAAAAUGUGGUAAAAUACAAUUGAUGUGGAGAAUCGAGAUGGAUCUCAUAAUAUAAAAUAUAAAUACUGUAAAUUAUACAAAUGUUUGUUAUGCAAAAGAUGUAUUAAUCCAAAAUAUAAGAAAGAAUAUUCAGUAUUUUCUCUGACAAUAAUAAUAUUCAA